AUGACCAUUUUCUUGUGGUUUGUGUUCCUUGCUUCCCUUCUGAAGCACAUAAGCUGCACUAGUCCACGCCGAGCUCCGGAGUCCAACGCACGAAGGUAUAAUCGGAUUCAGCAUGGCCAGUGCACCUACACGUUCAUACUUCCUGAACAGGAUGGAAACUGUCGUGAAACUUCCUCUGACCAAUACAACACCAAUGCACUGCAAAGGGAUGCCCCUCACAUGGAGCCAGAUUUCUCCUCCCAGAAACUGCAACGGCUGGAGCAUGUCAUGGAAAAUUACACUCAGUGGCUGCAAAAGCUUGAGAACUACAUUGUGGAAAACAUGAAGUCAGAAAUGGCCCAGCUGCAGCAGAAUGCUGUCCAAAAUCACACAGCCACCAUGCUGGAAAUAGGAACCAGCCUUCUCAGCCAGACAGCAGAACAGACAAGAAAACUCACAGAUGUUGAAACACAAGUUCUUAAUCAAACAUCCCGGCUUGAAAUCCAACUGCUGGAAAAUUCCUUAUCUACUUACAAGCUGGAGAAACAGUUGCUCCAACAGACCCAUGAAAUCUUGAAAAUCCAUGAGAAAAACAGUCUGUUGGAACACAAGAUUCUUGAAAUGGAAGAAAGGCAUAAAGAGGAACUAGAUACACUAAAAGAGGAAAAAGAGAACUUGCAAGUUUUGGUAUCUCGUCAAAGCUACAUUAUCACAGAACUUGAGAGGCAACUAAGUAAAGCAACAACCAAUAACAGCAUUAUGCAGAAGCAACAACUUGAACUCAUGGACACAGUCCACAGCCUGGUCAGCAUUUGUUCUAAAGAUGGAGUUUUGCUAAAGAAUGCAAAAAGGGAAGAAGAGAAGCCAUUCAGAGACUGCGCAGAUGCAUACCAAGCUGGUUUUAAUAAAAGCGGUGUCUACACAAUUUAUGUUACUAAUAUAUCGGAACCUAAAAAGGUUUUUUGCAACAUGGAGACUGCAGGAGGAGGCUGGACAGUCAUACAACACCGAGAAGAUGGGAGCCUAGAUUUCCAAAAAAGCUGGAGAGAAUACAAAAUGGGUUUUGGUAGUCCCUCUGGUGAAUAUUGGCUGGGCAAUGAAUUCAUCUUUGCAAUAACCACCAGUCAAAAACAUUACUCUCUAAGAAUCGAACUAAUGGAUUGGGAAGGAAGUCGGGCUUAUUCACAAUAUGACAGAUUUUACAUAGGAAAUGAAAAACAGAAUUACAGGCUGUAUCUCAAGGGUCAUUCUGGAACAGCAGGGAAACAAAGCAGUCUGAUAUUACACGGUGCUGACUUUAGUACCAAAGAUGCUGACAAUGACAAUUGUAUGUGCAAAUGUGCUCUUAUGCUAACAGGAGGUUGGUGGUUUGAUGCCUGUGGCCCUUCCAAUCUCAACGGGAUGUUUUACUCAGCUGGACAACACCAUGGAAAAAUAAAUGGGAUCAAAUGGCAUUACUUCAAAGGUCCAAGUUAUUCAUUACGGUCCACAACUAUGAUGAUCCGUCCCUUGGACUUUUAAAGAGCCAAGAAGAUAGUGGCCUUCUGAAGGACACCAUAU
Messenger RNA from Protobothrops mucrosquamatus (brown spotted pit viper), 1539 nucleotides. It is a transcript of the gene ANGPT1, whose product is annotated as angiopoietin 1. The coding region runs from base 1 to 1500 and encodes 499 amino acids. The record is from RefSeq and is a predicted model, not a curated record. Gene Ontology annotation, biological process: Tie signaling pathway; angiogenesis. NCBI's taxonomy places the organism in Eukaryota, Metazoa, Chordata, Lepidosauria, Squamata, Viperidae. Gene Ontology annotation, molecular function: receptor tyrosine kinase binding. The transcript is spliced from 9 exons.